Drosophila hydei is the source of this 1935-nucleotide messenger RNA. RefSeq names its product putative inorganic phosphate cotransporter (gene MFS15). The record is from RefSeq and is a predicted model, not a curated record. Gene Ontology annotation, molecular function: transmembrane transporter activity. Gene Ontology annotation, cellular component: plasma membrane. Gene Ontology annotation, biological process: transmembrane transport; monoatomic anion transport. The coding region runs from base 226 to 1719 and encodes 497 amino acids. NCBI's taxonomy places the organism in Eukaryota, Metazoa, Arthropoda, Insecta, Diptera, Drosophilidae. The transcript is spliced from 3 exons.
CGGAAACAGCUGGCGCAACAGCUGAACUGUGUUUACUGGCCACAACAACGUAGAAAAAAAUAACAAAUCGCAACGUAAGCAGCAGCAGUAAGCUGAAAAGUUUGCGUGUUAUUUUUUUUUUUUUCAAGAGCAUUGCUGGCUUAUCAGCUGCGCGAAAUGCUUAGACGUUCAGACACAGUCAUUGCGAACACAACACAGCAACGGCAUUAGAACUAAUCAACCAAAAUGGUAUUAGGUUGUUCAGACUGCUGCAGUCACACAGGCUACGACGCCAUUGGAAAUACUGGUCCCCGUUUUGGAGUGCGUCAUCUGCAAUGCAUUUUAGUAUUUUUCGGUUUGGCUGUCGCGUAUGCUUUGCGUGUGAAUCUCUCUGUGGCCAUCGUGGCCAUGACAGACAGCAAUCAUACCAAUCCAGCAUUUCCAGAGUUCCCCUGGGACGAGAGUAUCAAGUCGUACCUGUUGAGCAGCUUCUUUUGGGGAUAUGUCGUGACUCAAGUGCCGGGCGGCUACCUAUCUGCAAUAAUUGGUGCUAAAUAUAUGCUUUUCUUUGGCGUGCUCAUCUGCUCCUGCUUGGCACUGCUGACGCCUUUCUGUGCACUGACUGGAGGCUGGAAGUUGGUCGUUGUACUGCGCGCCGUCCAAGGACUCUGCCAAGGCGUCAUCUUUCCAUCCACGCACACAUUCCUGUCCAAAUGGGCACCCGCCGAGGAGCGUGGCCGCCUUGUGGGCUACUGUUAUUCGGGCUCACAGUUUGGCACUGUGAUCAUGCUGUCGGUGAGUGGAUACAUUGCAUCCUCCUCGCUGGGCUGGCCGAGCAUAUUCUACAUCUCCGGCUGCGCCGGCAUUUUGUGGUCUUUGAUCUGGAUCUACUUGUGCGCUAGCACUCCUGCACAGCAUUCCACAAUAACGCCUAAUGAGCGCCGCUACAUUGAGACCUCGGGGCAGCUGCGACGCCCAUCGGAUGCGGGUCGCGAAGAAUUCGCGGCACAUCAAAAGCUGCGCACGCCUUGGAUCCGCAUCUUCACAUCGCUGCCAUUCCUGUCGCUGCUCUUGGCACACUGCGCGAACAACUGGGGCUUCUGGACACUGCUAACCCAGAUUCCGACGUUCAUGAAGAGUGUGCUGGGCAUGGACAUCAAGCACAAUGGUCCGCUGUCCGCGUUGCCCUACUUUGCCAUGAUUCUGCUCACCUGCUUCUUCAUCUGGUUGUCGGAUAUGCUAAAGCGCAACGGCAGCUCCAUGUCGCUGAGUUUCUCGCGCAAGCUCUUCAAUUCGAUUGGUCUCUGGCUGCCAAUGCUGGCGCUGCUAGGCUUGGGCUUCAUCACACAAGGCAGUGCCAAUGCCAAGCUGGCUAUUGGCCUACUCACGCUGGCAGUGGCCACAAAUUCGGCCAGCUACUUGGGCUUCCAUGUGAAUCACAUCGAUCUGUCGCCCAAUUUCGCUGGCACCUUGAUGGGCAUCACCAAUUGCGCUGCGAAUGUGAUGAGUAUCUUGGCCCCACUGAUUGUGGGACUCAUCGUUACGGAUGAGACGAAUCCAACGCAAUGGCGCAUUGUCUUCUACUUCACUGCCUUUGUCUACUUCGUUGGCAAUUUAGUGUUUAUCGUGUUUGGGCGCUUUACUGUGCAGCCAUGGAACAAUCCUAGCUCACGACAAACGCGUGCUGUGCCUGUCGAUGGGCAUGAGAACACGGAACGCGCGCCUUUAAUUGAUUCCUAAGUGGGGAUAUAGGUUUAAAAUUGAUUCCUAUACUAUUCGAAUUUACAUUCUGGGGUGAGUCUUAGCUAGAAACUGAUGUACCUUAUCGUAGGGUAUUAUAAGAUGGAAUUGAUUGCCGCUAUUUUAUGUUAGCUUAUAGAGAACUUUACAACAAUUAGUUACGUAUGACAUAUGAUAUACAAGUUAUUUAAUAAAUACAAACAUUAUUUUAUGUAA